UUUGUGCUGCGGUGAAUCACUGGCAAGUGUUUGAUAUUGUGGUAACCAUAGUUGGGUGGGCUUUCGAUUGUCCGUUGGCUCCGUCGUGUUCUUUGGUGCUGCAUCCGUGCGACUUUACUUGUCUGUCGCUCUGGGUGAGAGACGGUCGGACAUCAGGAUGAGUUGUCGAUGUGAAGCUGGAUAGUAAAAGCCUGCUCCGUGUGAGUGAGUGUUCACUGUUAGCGGUGGGGAGGAUGAGCCGCCUAUGCUCCCCGAACCGGCCCUGCACUCUGCUUCUGCUGGCUUUCCUCCAGUUGGCUUUCCUCCUGUUCCUAUACCGCCGGAGCCUCUCUGGCUCCUUCACUGGUUCCAUGUAUGAAGAAGAUCGUGGCGGUCACUGGGAUUACUCCAAAACUCAUGAUGUUUACACCAACCUUAGCUUGGUGACCCCGAGCCCAGACAGGCAAACUUUAAGCUUGUGUCCGGACGAGUCGCCUCUCCUCGUUGGACCACUGACUAUCAGCUUUCAGAAAGUUCCACUUAUGAGCAAAAUUGCAAGAAAAAAUCCAUAUGUUCAAGCUGGUGGACGGUACUCACCCCCACACUGCAAAGCUCAAUAUAAAACAGCAAUCCUUGUUCCACAUCGCAACAGAGAGCCACAUCUGCGUCAUCUUCUAUAUUACCUUCAUCCAUUCUUACAACGCCAACAGCUUCAGUAUGCAAUAUAUGUCAUCCACCAGACUGGAAAUCGAACUUUUAAUCGAGCAAAGCUGCUUAAUGUCGGAGUGAGAGAAGCACUGAAAGAUGAAGACUGGGACUGUCUGUUUCUACAUGAUGUUGAUCUUAUUCCAGAGAAUGAUUACAAUCUAUACAUCUGCAAUAAGAAAUACCCCAAGCACGUAUCGAGUGCUAUGAAUAAAUUCAAGUACAGAUUACCGUAUAAAAUGUAUUUUGGUGGUGUUUCAGCCUUAACUCCUGAUCAGUACUUGAGGAUAAAUGGCUUCCCAAACACAUACUGGGGUUGGGGUGGAGAAGAUGAUGACAUCUCGGCUAGGAUAUAUUUAGCAGGAAUGAAGAUAAUUCGAACUCCCCUCUCCCUUGGACAUUACAAAAUGAUAUCUCACAACUUGGAUGUGGGUAAUGAAAAAAAUGAGAAAAGAUUUGACAUGGUGGUAAAGGUAGCCCGGUCAUGGCGACUUGAUGGGAUGAAUUCCAUAGAGUACAAUUUGCUUCAUAAAGAAGAGCUUCCUCUGUACACCAACAUCACCGUGGACUUUGGAAACAGUGCAGAAGUACAGUCAAACAUCAAAUAACAAAUGCCCAUCCCUUUUCAAAGUCAGUAUGAUUCAAGAUGCCUCAAAGGGCAAAUGCUGGUGGUUAUUGGGUGUAAACAAAAUCCACAGACCUAUUCAGAAUAAGAAAUCCAUCAAAAAUGCAAGGAUAUGAGAUAUUUGCUGCUAUCUUUUCCUGUUCAACAAAACUUUCCAAAUUAUGACUUUCAGUAUUUUUGCCCUGCAGUGCUGUAGGACAAUGUAAGUGAAGAAUCUUCUCUUGAUUUCAAUUGUCAUUUUAUAUUUUGUAAAUAUUUAUGCCUAUUCAUGAAACUUGAAAUGUUCGAUUGUGGUAUUUUGGAAUGAGGCCUUUCAAAUAGGUUAUUUGUAUUAGAAAGAACUUGGUAGAUAUUGGCAAUGUGCAUGGUCAACUUGAUAAAUACUUACUGUGUCACAUCUAGUAAAUCAAAAUGAAGAACUAAAGCAGUUAAUAAAUCCAUGCAAAAAUAUUAAGCUGUUAGUGGUCCUGUUAUUUUCCUAAUUG
Hemiscyllium ocellatum (epaulette shark) is the source of this 1794-nucleotide messenger RNA. Its product is annotated as beta-1,4-galactosyltransferase 3-like. The record is from RefSeq and is a predicted model, not a curated record. Lineage: Eukaryota; Metazoa; Chordata; Chondrichthyes; Orectolobiformes; Hemiscylliidae. Gene Ontology annotation, molecular function: glycosyltransferase activity. Gene Ontology annotation, biological process: carbohydrate metabolic process. The transcript has 6 exons. Bases 234 to 1292 code for a protein of 352 amino acids.